AUCCUGCGCGCCUCCGGGCGCUCCUGUGUGGCCCGACCCGUGUCGCCGGUUCCUGAAGCAGGCGACGGGAACAAGAUGUGAACUGUUUUUCCUCCACAGAAGAAGAGGCCCUUCUUUCCCCUCCCGGGAAGGCCGAUGUUCUGAAAAAGGCUGUGGAUGGGAAUGGCUUGCCUUACAAUGACAGAAAUGGAGGGAACCUCCACAUCUCCUGCACAUCAGAAUGGUGAUAUUCCUGGAAAUGCUAACUCUGUGAAGCAGACAGAGCCAGUCCUUCAAGUGUACCUGUACCAUUCUCUUGGGCAAGCUGAAGGAGACUAUCUGAAGUUUCCAAAUGGAGAGUAUGUUGCCGAAGAAAUUUGUGUGGCUGCUUCUAAAGCAUGUGGUAUUACGCCUGUGUAUCAUAAUAUGUUUGCUUUAAUGAGUGAAACAGAAAGGAUCUGGUAUCCACCCAAUCAUGUCUUCCACAUAGAUGAGUCAACCAGGCAUAAUAUACUCUACAGAAUAAGGUUUUACUUUCCUCAUUGGUACUGCAGUGGCAGCAACAGAACCUAUAGGUACGGAGUAUCUCGUGGGGCUGAAGCUCCUCUCCUUGACGACUUUGUCAUGUCUUACCUUUUUGCUCAGUGGCGGCAUGAUUUUGUUCAUGGGUGGAUAAAAGUACCUGUGACUCACGAAACUCAGGAAGAAUGUCUUGGCAUGGCAGUGUUAGACAUGAUGAGAAUAGCUAAGGAGAAGGACCAGACUCCCCUGGCUGUCUAUAACUCCAUCAGCUACAAGACGUUCUUACCGAAGUGCGUGCGAGCGAAGAUCCAGGACUAUCACAUUUUAACUCGGAAGCGGAUAAGGUACAGAUUCCGCAGGUUCAUUCAGCAGUUCAGUCAGUGCAAAGCCACUGCCAGGAACCUAAAACUUAAGUAUCUCAUAAACCUGGAGACCCUGCAGUCUGCCUUCUACACAGAACAGUUUGAAGUAAAAGAAUCUGCAAGAGGUCCUUCAGGUGAGGAGAUUUUUGCAACCAUUAUAAUAACUGGAAACGGUGGAAUUCAGUGGUCAAGAGGGAAACAUAAGGAAAGUGAGACACUGACAGAACAGGAUUUACAGUUGUAUUGUGAUUUUCCUGAUAUUAUUGAUGUCAGUAUUAAGCAAGCAAAUCAGGAAUGCUCAACUGAAAGUAGAGUUGUGACCGUCCACAAGCAGGACGGGAAGGUCUUGGAAAUAGAACUUAGCUCAUUAAAAGAAGCCUUGUCAUUUGUGUCGUUAAUUGACGGGUAUUACAGACUAACUGCGGAUGCACACCAUUACCUCUGUAAAGAGGUGGCUCCUCCAGCCGUGCUUGAAAACAUACACAGCAACUGUCACGGCCCAAUUUCAAUGGAUUUUGCCAUCAGCAAACUAAAGAAGGCAGGAAACCAGACUGGACUGUAUGUACUUCGAUGUAGCCCUAAGGACUUCAACAAAUACUUCCUGACCUUUGCCGUUGAGCGAGAAAAUGUUAUUGAAUAUAAACACUGUUUGAUUACAAAGAAUGAGAAUGGAGAGUACAACCUCAGUGGGACUAAGAGGAACUUCAGUAGUCUUAAGGACCUUUUGAAUUGCUACCAGAUGGAAACUGUGCGCUCAGACAGUAUCAUCUUCCAGUUCACCAAAUGCUGUCCUCCAAAGCCGAAAGAUAAAUCAAACCUUCUUGUCUUCAGAACAAAUGGUGUUUCUGAUGUUCAGCUCUCACCAACAUUACAGAGGCAUAAUAAUGUGAAUCAAAUGGUGUUUCACAAAAUCAGGAAUGAAGAUUUGAUAUUUAAUGAAAGCCUUGGCCAAGGCACUUUUACAAAAAUAUUUAAAGGUGUAAGAAGAGAAGUUGGAGAUUAUGGUCAGCUGCACGAAACCGAAGUUCUUUUGAAAGUCCUAGAUAAAGCACAUAGAAACUAUUCAGAGUCUUUCUUUGAAGCAGCAAGCAUGAUGAGUCAGCUUUCUCACAAGCAUUUGGUUUUGAAUUAUGGAGUAUGUGUCUGUGGAGAGGAGAACAUUUUGGUUCAAGAGUUUGUAAAAUUUGGAUCCCUGGAUACAUACCUGAAAAAAAACAAAAAUUCCAUAAAUAUACUAUGGAAACUUGGAGUGGCCAAACAGUUGGCAUGGGCCAUGCACUUCCUCGAAGAAAAAUCCCUUAUUCAUGGGAAUGUGUGUGCCAAAAAUAUCCUGCUUAUCAGAGAAGAAGACAGGAAAACAGGGAAUCCACCUUUCAUCAAACUUAGUGAUCCUGGGAUUAGCAUCACAGUUCUACCAAAGGACAUUCUUCAGGAGAGAAUACCAUGGGUACCACCUGAGUGCAUUGAAAACCCUAAAAAUCUAACUUUGGCAACAGACAAGUGGAGCUUUGGCACCACUCUGUGGGAGAUCUGCAGUGGAGGAGACAAGCCUCUGAGUGCUCUGGACUCUCAAAGAAAGCUGCAGUUCUAUGAAGAUAAGCACCAGCUCCCAGCACCCAAGUGGACAGAGUUGGCAAACCUUAUAAAUACUUGCAUGGAUUAUGAGCCAGACUUCAGGCCUGCCUUCAGAGCUGUCAUCCGUGAUCUGAACAGCCUGUUUACUCCAGAUUAUGAACUGCUGACAGAAAAUGACAUGCUACCCAACAUGAGAAUAGGUGCCCUAGGAUUUUCUGGUGCUUUUGAAGACAGGGACCCUACACAGUUUGAAGAGAGACACUUGAAAUUUCUACAGCAACUUGGCAAGGGUAACUUUGGGAGUGUGGAGAUGUGCCGCUAUGACCCGCUGCAGGACAACACUGGAGAGGUGGUAGCUGUUAAGAAGCUCCAGCACAGCACGGAAGAGCAUCUCCGAGACUUUGAAAGGGAAAUUGAAAUCCUGAAAUCCUUGCAGCAUGACAACAUCGUGAAGUACAAGGGAGUGUGCUACAGUGCUGGUCGGCGCAACCUAAGAUUAAUUAUGGAAUAUUUGCCGUAUGGAAGUUUACGAGACUAUCUCCAAAAACAUAAAGAACGGAUAGAUCACAAAAAACUUCUGCAGUAUACAUCCCAGAUAUGCAAGGGCAUGGAGUAUCUUGGUACAAAAAGGUAUAUCCACCGGGAUCUGGCAACAAGGAAUAUAUUGGUAGAAAAUGAGAACAGAGUUAAAAUAGGAGAUUUUGGAUUAACCAAAGUCUUGCCACAGGACAAAGAAUACUACAAAGUAAAGGAACCAGGUGAAAGUCCCAUAUUCUGGUAUGCUCCCGAAUCCUUGACAGAGAGCAAGUUUUCUGUGGCCUCAGAUGUGUGGAGCUUUGGUGUGGUUCUGUACGAACUUUUCACGUAUAUCGAGAAGAGCAAAAGCCCACCUGUGGAAUUUAUGCGAAUGAUCGGCAAUGAUAAACAAGGGCAGAUGAUCGUAUUCCAUUUGAUAGAGCUACUGAAGAACAACGGAAGACUGCCGAGACCAGAAGGGUGCCCAGACGAGAUUUAUGUGAUCAUGACAGAAUGCUGGAACAACAAUGUCAACCAACGUCCCUCUUUCAGGGACCUUUCCCUUCGGGUGGAUCAAAUCCGGGACAGUAUGGCUGCAUGAAAGAGGUGACCUUUACUCAGAGACCAAGUAGACUUCCAGAACCAGAGCAAAGCUCUGUAGCCACAUGGCCAUGGACUCGUGUCCACGGGCCCUUAUCAUGAUGCUAGCCAGAAGAAAAUGUGAUGCUGUCUGCUCAAGACUUUGGAAGCGUUGUGGAUUUUUAUGUACCAUCUGUA
Molecule: messenger RNA, 3731 nt
Organism: Rattus norvegicus (Norway rat)
Lineage: Eukaryota; Metazoa; Chordata; Mammalia; Rodentia; Muridae
Gene: Jak2
Product: Janus kinase 2
Biological process (GO): cell surface receptor signaling pathway via JAK-STAT; positive regulation of interleukin-1 beta production; regulation of cell-cell adhesion
Cellular component (GO): chromatin; nucleus; extrinsic component of plasma membrane
Molecular function (GO): heme binding; interleukin-12 receptor binding; protein tyrosine kinase activity
Source: RefSeq, marked provisional